AUGCUCAUGACCAAGAAGCCAGAGACCAUGCUGGCCAUCCUGCUGACUAUUCUGGUCGCCGUGACCACCCUCGGCCUCGUGAUCCUAAUCCUCGUCCUCUAUCCUCCUCGAGCCGAUGAUCGCCAUCGCGGCCCGCGCCACGACGACCGCCGUGACUACGCCCGCCCUCGCCACUACGACCGCCCCCGCGACUACGACCGCCCCCGCGACUACGACCGCCCCCGCGACUACGACCGCCCUCGCGACUACGACCGCCACCGUGACUACGACCGCCCUCGCGACUACGACCGCCCUCGCGACUACGACCGCCCUCGCGGCUACGACGACGAUCGUGCCCGUGAUCGCGGUCGCGAGAGCUACGCCCGCCCGCAGUACUCGCAUGAUGAAGAGCCGCGCGGCGACCGGAACCGGAACCGUGACGCAUAUCCGCCGCCUGCACCCCGCGACGACCCACUCCCGCCACCCACCCGCCCGUCGGUCCUCGAUCGGCUUGGCGACCGCGGCCGCUCGCCUGCGCCACCGCUGCCACCGCCACGCGCGAGAUCGCGCUCGCGCGACCGUGACCUCCGCCGCCCGGCAUAUCCACCGGCCGACCGUGGCUACGACCGCGGCCACAACCGCGACCGGGGCCAUGGCCGCGACCGCGGUUACGACCGCAGCCGUGGCUACGACCGCGACCGUGGUGAUCGCGACCGAGGACGGAGCCAGCGCGCCACGCCGCACGACGAUGAUGGCUACAAGCAGCGGCGCGAGGCCAAGGCGUUCAAGACCCGGAUGUGCAAGAUGGUCGAGCGCGGCGAGCCGUGCCCGCGCAGCAACGACUGUCCCUUUGCCCACCAUCCAUCCGAAAUCCGCCAGCACCCCUCGUAUAAGACUCGGAUGUGCAAGGCUGUCCUCAACGGCGGCGCAUGCUCCAACCCGUCGUCCUGCAACUUUGCCCACACGCGCGACGAGCUCCGCACUGUCGGCAACACUGCCCCCGCCAGUAGCCAGUAA
This is a messenger RNA of Thecamonas trahens ATCC 50062, 996 nucleotides long. RefSeq lists its product as uncharacterized. Bases 1 to 996 code for a protein of 331 amino acids. The record is from RefSeq and is a predicted model, not a curated record. Lineage: Eukaryota; Apusomonadida; Apusomonadidae. Gene Ontology annotation, molecular function: metal ion binding. The transcript has 2 exons.